AAGUCAGAAAGAAGUUUCAGUAAGUCAUCGUCACCGCUUAAAGAAAAAGAAAAAAAAACGAGGAAGGAAAUCUAGUAAAUAGGACGCGUUUUAUCCAACAAGGGAUUCAUGCGUGGUUUUUUUUGGUAAACUUCUUGGACCUAAAAGAUACUGAAGCCGAGCACAUACGAGUGAAUGUGUGAAAGUGAAAAUACAGUCCCACUGCCACUUUGAGAAAUCAACAGCAUGGCUGCGAGCGCGUCGCCGUCCGAAAUGGAGUGCAGCUGCCCGGUGUGCUGCGACAUCUUCAUCGACCCCGUGGUCCUGAUGUGCGGCCACAGCUUCUGUAAGACGUGUCUGCGGGAGUGGUGGCGGCAGAGUGGACUCCAGACGUGCCCGGUGUGCAAGCAGACGUUUCCGUUGGCUCUUCCGCCGCGUAAUCUGGCGCUGAGGAACCUGUCCGACGCCCUGAGGCUGCAGAAGACCCAGAGAGCUAACGGUGCACCCGAGGAGCUCUGCGGUCUGCACGGCGAGAGGUUCAAGCUCUACUGUGGGACGGACCAACAGCUUAUCUGUGUGAUCUGUAGGGACGCACAAAAACACAAGAAACACAACUGCGUGCCCAUCGAGGAAGCAGUGGAAACAUGCAGAGCCCAACUGAAGCUUAAGAGGCUGCAUCUAAAAUCCAAACAGAAGGCAUUUAUGGCGCACCAUUUGCAGUGUGGACUAAUGGCCGGCCACAUCAAGCUGCAGGCUCAGCAGACUGAGAAGACGAUCAAAGAGGAGUUUCAGAGGCUUCACCAGUUCCUGCGGGCAGAGGAGGCAGCGAGGAUUGAUGCAGUGAGGAAGGAGGCAAAGUCCAAGAGUGUAGCAAUGGAGAUCCGGAUUAUUAAUUUGACUGCAGAGAUCUCCUCCCUCGAAGACAAAAUCAAAGUCAUACAGAAGGAGAUGAAAGCUGAUGAUAUGUCAUUGAUGCUGAAUGCCAAAUCCACCAUGGAGCGAUCCCAAUGCAGCCUACCAGACCCACAGACUCCAUCGGGAGCCCUGCUCGAUGAGGCCAAACAUCUGGAAAAUCUGCUGUUCACAGUCUGGAAGAAGACGAAGAACAUAAUCCAAUACACUCCUGUAACUCUGGACCCCAACACUGGCAGCUCACGAUUGACCAUAUCAGAACACAUGACGCGUCUGACAACAAGCGACAAGAACAACCCGCUUCCUCAAAACCCAGAAAGGAUGGGCAACUGUAGCGUUCUUGGCUCUGAAGGCUUUAUCUCUGGAAAACACAGCUGGGCCGUGGAGGUGGGGGGUUAUUGGAAAAUUGGUGUGGCUGCUCGAACCAAACAUCCAUCCUCUGAAAAGGUCUGGGCCAUCUACUUGUGUAUUUGUGCAAAUUCUCUGUUUGAACAUAAUCCAAAGAAGAGUACAUUUAUAUCUAAAAGUUCAUUUCCCCAGAAGGUCAACGUGCAGCUCGAUUAUGACCAAGGCAUACUAUCAUUUUUUGAUCUGGAUAGGAAAACACCUAUACAUACCAUCAAAUGCACUUUCACAAAAAUGGUAUUUCCGUAUUUCAAUGAGAAUGCAAAAAUCCUUCCAGCUGAAUUUUCAGUGAAGAUAAGACAACCCAGAUAAACAUGCUGCAUUACAGCAGAGGGCUAACAACAAGAUGAUAGCUGGUUAAACGUGGUCUAUUUCUGUAACCUUUUCACAUCAUGUCUUUGACCAAAGUAAUUGUUGUCAAUCAUCACCGAGUGUUUAGUCCGCCUUAAAGGGACACUGCACUGAUUUCACCAGGCGAAAACCCCUCGUUUUGUAAAGUAAAGCUAAUGCACAAGUGUUUUAAACUUGCAUUCUUUCUACUGGCCGGCAAGGGCGGUUCCUCUGGAUGCAAAAAUAAGUCCAUAUUGUAUAGAAGUCUGUGAGAAAAUGACCCUACUUCUCACUUGCAUUGUUAUUUAUCACCUCAGUAAACAGGGUCUCAGUCGGUAGGAUUUUCAUUAUGUUAUUGUCCCAUUUAAAGUAAAAUUGAAUUCAGUCCCCAAACCAAUGGGUGACGUCACGAUGACUCUGCCCACUUAUAUACAUUCAAUGGAUUUGACUCAUUACGUUCAGUUUACUCAUCACAAAGAAUACUCAGCAUAAUGUCUUCUCUGGAUAAGCUUUGAAAGUGGGACUUGCAAAAAAUGCUUAAAUAAAGAUGCUAUUGAGUUGCAUAAUGUGAAAUGAAAGCUCUAGUGCUUUUGGAGGUCGACCCACUAGAGACUAAAGGUGAAUGACAAAAAUAAAUAUGUUAUCUGAUUAAGAAAAUGUUCCUAUUUUCAAUAUGUUUCCCUGUUUUGGGGGAGUUCUUCCUUAUCUGAACUGAGAGUGAAAGGUGGAGUAGGCUACAGUUUUUUUUUUUGUGGCAAAUUUGUGAUCUGGGUCUAUAUUAAACAAAAGUGACUUAACUUGUACA
Cyclopterus lumpus (lumpfish) is the source of this 2431-nucleotide messenger RNA. RefSeq names its product zinc-binding protein A33-like. The transcript has 6 exons. Bases 226 to 1608 code for a protein of 460 amino acids. NCBI's taxonomy places the organism in Eukaryota, Metazoa, Chordata, Actinopteri, Perciformes, Cyclopteridae. Gene Ontology annotation, molecular function: zinc ion binding; protein binding. The record is from RefSeq and is a predicted model, not a curated record.